AUCAGGAGCGUCAACGGAAUGGGGGCGAAAUCGUGCGUUCUUAAGAACACUAGAAUAACCUGGUGACCUCCACGCCAUAACAUAUGCGAUAUGUCAUGGCAAUUCACUCGUUAUAUCAUCUCAUUCUAGCAAGGAGAGUAUUCUAGUAUGCAGGAUAAGAGAGCGCAAACUUUUUCUUUGGAGAUGAUUACUAUAACAGCCCACGCGCAUGGCCAUACGCUCUCCACUUGAACAUCGGUAAUCCUUUCACGGUCCCCAAUGCUCCUACGCUUUGUUGAUGCUAGAAUUUGUGCAUAAAUUUCCUUGUACGCAGCCUUUGAAUAUGUUUUAGGUGCACGCAUGGUCUAUUACUGUACGGACACUCCUGGAGCUAGCUACAAACCUCUACAAACAUAAAUCCGGAGCUAUUUCCUAGAACUUGUCUAACUUACGAGGCAAGCAAGUUUCUGAAAUUGACGCAAAUUGAUCUAGUAAUAGAAAAUCAGCUACAGAAGAGAAUGGGUGACGUCUCGCACCUACUGAAGGACCACUUUCCUCCCUUAGCCUAUUACUUCUACAACCUGAAGCAGCGCGUCCUCUUUGAUGCUUACGCCUACAAUGUAAAAUUCUCCUCAAAAGCCGAACACUUCGACCUCAUCACCUCUACUACAUCAACCGGCCGUUUAGAUGGCGUGGAGUGUCUAGGCGCACUCGUAGUUUAUUAUGAUCCUAAGUUGCACGAUUUGAAGAUGCUGUAUAAGAGCAAGUCUUGUCCUACAGCGGAAGACGUUGUGUUUGAAGCUAAGUAUCGGCUCAAGGUUAUGAGCACUAUAGUAGAUAAGAUGGAUGAAGGAAAUACAUGGGCGCCAGAAGAGGCAAGUGAACAAAAGCCUUUAACUGGAGCGUUAACGAAGAAGGAGAAGGGAGAUGACGCGCAAGCCACAAAAGACGAUUUCAGUCGCCAAACAGAGCUACUGGUGAUUGUGACGGUACUGGAAAAGCCGACAAGAACAGGGGCAAGAUCGUUCCGAAGCAGCCAACCACCCUCGCUGACCGGACCAAAGCUGAAGCUGCUACUAUCAUGCUUGAUCCGAAGCGCAAGUCGGCCGCCGAGGAUGAUGUAGAUCGCAUGAAGAGUAUAAAAUCGAUGACAAAGAACGUACUUUGUUGGCGAAAAGAAGAUAGACCCAACUACCCAGUCACAGGAGAAGGCCCUGCCUAGCCCGCCGCCUUUUCCUCGAUAAGGUUGAAGCCUCCUCAAACUAAGAAGUAGCCUUAAGUGGCACGUUGAUUCUGGGCUGGGGGCAAAGAAACAUCUAGGAAAGAUAUGGC
Molecule: messenger RNA, 1311 nt
Organism: Alternaria alternata
Lineage: Eukaryota; Fungi; Ascomycota; Dothideomycetes; Pleosporales; Pleosporaceae
Exons: 1
Coding region: 498-1103 (201 amino acids)
Source: RefSeq, a predicted model, not a curated record